AUGGAGGAGGAGGCCGCGAAGGUGGAGGUAAUUCGUGCUCCCAAGAGGCACAGAUCUGUGGGAAUCGCUGACCAGCAAGUACCACCAAGGGUCAACGACAAGGAGCGGGGAAGUCUUGAUGACCUAGAUCUCAUUAGCCACCUCCCCGAUUUCUUGCUUGGAACCAUCAUCUCCCUCCUUCCCACCAAGGAUGGCGCCCGCACGCAAUCCAUCUCUCGUCGGUGGCGUCCUCUCUGGCGCUCCUCCAAUGCGCCUCUCAACCUUGGCGCAGAUAAUAAUCUUUGUGACACCAAUUCGCGUGUCGCGCUGGUCUCCAGGAUCCUCUCCGACCAUCCCGGCCCGGCCCGUCGAAUCUCGCUGCACCUCAUCUUCUUCCCCAACAUCCUAGGCGAGGUCGACGGUUGGUUUCACUCCAGGGCGCUCAUUGGUCUCCAGGACCUCGAGGUCACCAACUUGAAGAGGACGAACCACUACCCGCUGCCUCCGCACUCGCUGACACGCUUCGCGCCCACACUGUCUGUGCUUAGGCUUGGCGGCUGCCAAUUCCCCGGCCUGCCUGCGCUGGCAAGUUUUUCGCACCUCAAGCAGCUCAUCCUGUUCGAUGUUGGCAUCUCAGAGGACUCUUUGCAAAACAUGAUCUCCCGAUGUGUUGUUCUGGAAAGUGUCUCACUACAUAACAUGGGCUUUGGUCGCCUUUGUAUUAGCUCGCCCACUCUCAAGAGCAUCGGCUUCUAUGCUCCUCGCGCCAAAGAUGCCAUCACCUUCCAUGAGCUGGUCAUUGACGAUGCACCUUGCCUUGAGAGGUUGCUACCGAUUUAUCCAGAUGAUGGUCCGGUGACCAUACGAGUCAUCCGGGCUCCUAAAUUGGAGGUACUUGGUUUUUUGUCUGAAGGCAUAUCUACACUCCACCUUGGAACCACAGUCUUUCAGAAAAUGAUUGCUGUCACCAUGACAACCAAAAUGCGCUCAGUGAGGAUUUUGGUUCUUGAAUCUAGUCCUAAUCUGGAUUUAGUUAUUGACUUCCUCGUGUGCUUCCCCUGCUUGGUGAAGCUCUAUGUCAUUUUGAAUGCAGGAAAGAAUGUGAAUAUUGUGCGGAAGUAUGAUCAACUUGAUACAAUUGAAUGCCUUGAACUCCAUCUAAAAGAAGUGGUUCUCAAGAAUUACUGCGGUGGUUAUAGGCCAUUUUUUGACUUUGCCAAGUUAUUUCUUUUGAAUGCGAAAGUGCUGAAUAAAAUGGAAAUCGGAGGCUCUUAUUACCACAAUGACGACUGUUAUUUAAGGCUGCUACAAGUGGAGAAUAGAGCCUCUCAAGAUGCACGAAUUGAAGUAAACAGAAAUAUAUUCACUCGCCACGUACAUACCCAUGAUUUGUCAAUGGCUGAUCCCUUUGACUGA
This is a messenger RNA of Triticum turgidum subsp. durum (durum wheat), 1395 nucleotides long. Lineage: Eukaryota; Viridiplantae; Streptophyta; Magnoliopsida; Poales; Poaceae. The record is from the annotation of a GenBank genome assembly.